AAAAAAAAAACACGAAACCACUACUCUCUCCUACGAAGCUUCGUGGAAGCUGCCAUGGCUACUCUCUUUCUCUUCCCAUUUAAUACCCUUCCUUCCUCGUUCUUUCCUCUCAAACCAGAGAUCAAAGCCAACAAGAAUCAAAACUCAUCUCUCUCUCUCUAUAUCUCUCUUUAUAUUCUUCUCCGAUAAUGAAGCUCGCCGCUAGCCUCAGCCGCAUCAGCCCAAAACGUCUCUUCCGCUCCAAAUCAAAAGCUUCAGUCUCCAGAUCUGAGCCUUCUUCCUUCAGCUCAAAUGCUUCUUCCUCUUCCUCCGAUGGAUCCUACGGUAACCUCAUCAAACCAGGUCCAACCGCUACUCCCAUCAGUGUUCUCCCUCAAAGCUCCGGAGAUUUUUACACCGAGCUUGUCCAAGCGUUUAAACUCAUCGACCGUGACGACGACGGCGUUGUUUCUAGAGGAGAUCUCGCUGCGCUUCUUAGCAGGUUAAGCCCUGAACCGCCGAGUCAAGAAGAGGUUAGCUUGAUGCUUAAAGAAGUCGACGGAGAUGGAGACGACGAUGGUGGUUGUAUCAGCCUCGAAGACCUUGCUAGCCGUGUAGCUGGUACGUCAGGGCAAGGAUCUGUAGAGACGGAGGAGCUGAGAGAGGUGUUUGAGUACUUCGACGCGGAUCGUAACGGGAAAAUAUCGGCGGAGGAGUUGCACAGAGUCUUUGGAGUGAUCGGUGACGAACGGUGCACGUUAGAUGAGUGUGUGCGUAUGAUAGCGACCGUUGAUAGAAAUGGCGACGGUUUUGUUUGCUUCGAAGACUUUUGCCGCAUGAUGGAGCUUCAAAGCAGCUCCAGCGAUGAAUGAUCUGAUCAUCAUCAUCAUUAGUAUCAUUUUGUUUGAUUGAUGAUGGUGACAUCACUAUAUUUGCUCUUUUAUUUUUGUUAUCUUUUUUUCAUAUAAACAAAUAUAUUUAUUUUACUUUCUAAUCUCUAUUUAGCGGUGGGGAUAUUAUUAAUUAAUUUCAUAACGGCAAUUAAGCAAACA
This is a messenger RNA of Camelina sativa (false flax), 1031 nucleotides long. Its product is annotated as putative calcium-binding protein CML35. The record is from RefSeq and is a predicted model, not a curated record. Lineage: Eukaryota; Viridiplantae; Streptophyta; Magnoliopsida; Brassicales; Brassicaceae. Gene Ontology annotation, molecular function: calcium ion binding.